This is a messenger RNA of Sturnus vulgaris (Common starling), 1896 nucleotides long. It is a transcript of the gene DAPP1, whose product is annotated as dual adaptor of phosphotyrosine and 3-phosphoinositides 1. Lineage: Eukaryota; Metazoa; Chordata; Aves; Passeriformes; Sturnidae. The record is from RefSeq and is a predicted model, not a curated record.
AUGGCCCAGCGCCGGGAGCCGUCGGAGGGGGAGCUGAUGGCGCUCGGGUGGUACCAUGGCAAUCUCACCCGGCACGCAGCAGAAGCGCUGCUGCUCUCCAACGGGCAGGAUGGGAGCUACCUUCUGAGGAAGAGUAAUGAAAGGGAAGGUUUGUACUCCCUCUCUGUAAGGGGAAAAGAUUCUGUGAAACACUUCCAUGUUGAACAUACAGGAACUUCAUUCAAAUUUGGAUUUAAUGAGUUUUCUAGCUUGAAGGAAUUGGUCAUGCAUUUUGCAAACCAGCCUUUAAUUGGAAGUGAAACAGGAACUUUAAUUGUAUUGAAGCAUCCCUACCCAUGGCAAGUGGAAGAACCUUCCAUUUAUGAGUCUGUCCGAGUUCACACUGCAAUGCAGACAGGAAGGACAGAAAGUGACCUUGUCCCAAAUGCUCCCUCACUUGGUACCAAGGAAGGAUAUUUAAUAAAACAAGGCAAAAUAGUCAAGAGCUGGAAAACAAGGUGGUUUACACUGCAUAGAUAUGAACUUAAGUACUUCAAAGACCAGACAGCUACAGAACCUAUUCGAGCACUUGACUUGACUGAAUGCUCAGCUGUGCAAUUUGACUAUUCCCAGGAAAGAGUCAAUUGUUUCUGUUUAGUGUUCCCACUACGGACCUACUACCUGUGUGCAAAAACUGGGAUAGAAGCUGACGAGUGGAUUAAAAUCCUGCGGUGGAAACUGUCACAAAUCCGGAAGCAGCUGGAGGAGCACAACGCCACCCUCAGUUCCUAGCUGUGCACCAGAGCUUCUGCUCCAGUGGCAGGAAUUGCCUCUCUCCGAGGGGAAGGCACUGCUUACCAGAGGGCAGCCUCACGUCUCCAGUCUGUGCCCCCACACAUACGUCAUCCAGCUCUGCACACACGGGAUCCUGCAGCUCUGGGUGCUCUGGGGCUGCCGAGUCACACUUGGAGGCAGUUGCAGAACCAGAGUGUGGGUUUGAUAUGUGUGGUGUAUGCCUGUAAUGCACUUAAUUCAAACAGAAGUGGGCACUGUUCAAAACCUUUGUAGUUAUUCAGAGCACUCAAUAAUUUAUUGCAAGCUCCAUCACAACUAAGCAUCAGUAUCAUGUUCUGCAACCUUGAACGUUUUAUUUAAAACAGGUCCUUUCUGGAAACAUUAAAUACCUUUUUAUUUAACCUGUUUAGGCUUUAAACCAAAAGAAAAAUGUCAGAAUUGCAUUUUGUAAAUAGUAUCUCUAUUGCAAUCCAGAGAGUAGUAUUUAAAGGCCCUUCUCGAAGUGACAGAUGUAUGACACUUAGUUCUGGUCAAACAAAUUUUUAUAUGGUUUAGCCUUUAUACCACAGUGAUGGCUACAAGGGAAUGUCUGUUUCAAACAACAUCUGUAGGUAAUGGUGAGCAGCAUCACAUAAGCACACCUGUAUACAAACCAGGGUUAUGAGAAACAGUAGCUGCUUCCUGCCACUCAUAAGGCACGCAUUUAAGAGAGUUGUGGCUCACUAGAGAGACAAGAAGCGGAACCCCAUGAUGUUGGUGCUGUAACAUCUCAAAACAGAUGUUCCAUUUUGGAAGCAAAGUUUGAUACACUGGAGAGGCUCAAGACCAGCUUGACCCAGCUUCAAGAUCCCCUGAGCAAUCCUGUGCCUCCUCGAGGGCUGGGCAAAGAGUGAGGAACCCUUUUCUCCCUGCAUAACAAUCAAAUUUAUGCUGAAACAGCAUCUGCAAACCUCUCCUGCUGUGAAAUACUGCAGUCUGUAUUUGGCAUUGCUUAUGCAGAAUGUGUUUGAUAAUUGCCUUUACUGGGAGAAGAGUGCAGAAGAGGAAGGCAAAAGCACAUUGUAAGAAGAAAAAAAAAAUCUAGAUUUGGACAUAUAAAUAGCAUUUUAUUUCAACUUAGAA